Messenger RNA from Torulaspora globosa, 2904 nucleotides. RefSeq names its product transcription regulator CYC8 (gene CYC8). Bases 1 to 2904 code for a protein of 967 amino acids. Gene Ontology annotation, molecular function: protein binding; chromatin DNA binding; RNA polymerase II cis-regulatory region sequence-specific DNA binding. Lineage: Eukaryota; Fungi; Ascomycota; Saccharomycetes; Saccharomycetales; Saccharomycetaceae. Gene Ontology annotation, biological process: regulation of gene expression. The record is from RefSeq and is a predicted model, not a curated record. The transcript has a single exon.
AUGAACGUUGGGAUCGAGAGGAUGUUGGUCACGCCAAGCCAGGAACAACAGCAACAACAACAGCAGCAGCAGGCAGCCGUGGCAGCCGUGGCAGCUCAGGAACAGGCGAUGGAUCCUUUGACACAGUCGACGGCAGAGACGUGGCUGUCGAUAGCGUCGUUGGCGGAGACGCUGGGGGACGCGGACCGGGCAGCUAUGGCGUACGAUGCGACGUUGCAGUACAACCAGUCGUCGACCAAGGCUCUCACGUCGCUGGCACAUCUGUAUCGGUCACGAGACAUGUUUCAGAAGGCGGCGGAGCUGUAUGAGAGGGCGUUGGCGGUGAAUCCCGAGCUGUCGGACGUGUGGGCGACGCUGGGACACUGCUACCUGAUGCUGGACGAUCUGCAGCGCGCGUACAAUGCGUACCAGCAGGCACUGUACCACUUGAGCAACCCCAAUGUGCCGAAACUGUGGCACGGGAUCGGGAUCCUGUACGACCGGUACGGGUCGCUGGACUACGCGGAGGAGGCGUUCGCCAAGGUGCUGGAGCUGGAUCCUCACUUUGAGAAGGCCAACGAGAUCUAUUUCCGGCUCGGCAUCAUAUACAAGCACCAGGGGAAGUGGAACCAGGCGCUGGAGUGCUUUAGAUACAUCUUGGCGCAGCCACCGGCGCCGCUGCAGGAGUGGGACAUCUGGUUCCAGCUGGGCAGCGUUCUGGAGAAUAUGGGCGAGUGGCAAGGCGCCAGAGAGGCGUACGAACAUGUUCUGCUGCAGAACGAACAUCAUGCAAAGGUGCUACAGCAGUUGGGUUGUCUAUAUGGGAUGAAUAAUGUGCAGUUCUACGACCCGCAGAAGGCGCUGAAUUUCCUGUUGAAAUCGCUUGAAGUGGACCCUUCGGACGCGACUACGUGGUACCAUCUGGGCCGUGUUUACAUGCUGAGAAGCGAUUACACCGCAGCGUACGACGCGUUCCAACAGGCGGUCAACAGAGACUCGAGAAAUCCAAUCUUUUGGUGUUCCAUCGGCGUGUUGUACUAUCAAAUUUCGCAAUAUAGAGACGCUUUGGAUGCAUACACCAGGGCGAUCAGGCUCAAUCCUUACAUCAGUGAGGUUUGGUACGACCUGGGGACUCUGUACGAGACGUGCAACAACCAAUUGACAGAUGCUUUGGACGCGUACAAGCAAGCUGCCAGAUUGGAUCCAAAUAACGGCCACAUCAGGGAAAGGCUCGAAGCUUUAACGCAGCAGCUAGCCGAUAGCAGUCACGUUAUCGGAAGUGCUAACCAAUCAGCGGGUCCCAAAGGGGCUAGCGCUCAAAGUGGUGCUCAGAACCUUGCGUCGUCUUCAGCACCUCCUCCCGUCAUGCUACAACCAACGCUGCAAUCCACUGACCAGGGUAAUCCGCUAAAUGUCAGGCCUCCGACAGCUACCUUGUAUGCCAACGGUCCGCUGGCUCAACAGCCGCAGCAACAACAGCAGCCACAGCAGCAGCAAAUCCCAAUUCAUGUAUUGGCUCAGGCGCAGCCUCAAAUCUCCCAAUACGCAAUGGCAGUUCCUCAGCAGUCUCCCUUGACAAUGUUGCCGCCCCCGCCACAGCAUGCGCAGAUGAAGCCAUUGGUUGGCGUUCAGCAGGCGGGUUCUGCGUACCCACAGACUCAAGCUAUUUACCAUCAACCGAUAAUCCACGCCAAUCAGCCAGCACCGGUGAGUAAUGCUGACAGCCAGAAUCAAGUUAGCCCCGUCCUACCGCAGAAGAGACAUAUAGACGGCUCCAUACAUACGCUAGUCGAUGCUGCCGUUUCAUCCAACGCUAGUGAAAACGAAAAAUCGGCGCCAGUUAGCUCGGUUUCGCCAUCCCAGGUGCCAACUUUACCGGCAUCCCAGAGGAAUCCUACUGAACAUCAGCACAAAAAAUUGAAGACCAAGACAUCACCAAAAGCUACAGCCGCUCAUCUGAGGAUACGGUCAACCACCGUGAAGGAUAAGGAGAAAGAAAAGGGCAAAGAUAAGGCUUCGACUGCCAAACAGCGGAAAAAUUCAGUUAGCAAUGGUAAAGAGUCCAAAGAUCCAAACAACGGUCCUAAAGCAAAAUUAUCACAGGAAAAGAAAUCCGUCGAGAACAAUGGCUUACCUGAGUUGAAGAAGGCCACCACAGCCGAUAGCGCUGCUACGAUCACAGCUCCGGCGUCCGCUAAUGUAUCAAUACUUGCCCUUGGGUCCGAGGUACCGACAGGGUCCAGCAUAGCAGAAUCUGACGCAAAGGAUAUCAGCCGACCUGUCGUGGAAUCGGUGCAAUCCUCAAACGGAGAACUGGCUUCGGUGGAGGCAAGAGAGUCUGUGAAGCAUUCGGCAAUUGAAGCUGUGGCUGAGGCAAAAGCUUCAACUACUGUAGAGACGACAGAAAAAAGUGUAUCAGCUCCAUCGCCGGUAAGGAUCGCAGAAACGGAUGUGAGGCAAGUGGAUAAUACGUCCGAUAAGACUAUUUUCUCGAAGACAUCGCCUAGCGGUGAAAGCGACAUAGUCGCGGUGCCAACCGGGCCUGCUGUCUCGAAUUUGGAUGGAACUAUUAAACAGGAGAGUGGGGCUCCUUCUACUGCCAUUGACAACAAAGUUAAAGAGGCGAAUGGUCAGCCAAACGAAGUUGUAAAUAAAUCUGCCAUAUCAGAUUCUCCUAAGAACACGGUCGAGGCUGCAGUGGAGCAUGUUCAGCUUGCAGCAGGGACUAGCGGUGAGCCGGAGACUGUAAUCAAACCCAGUGUAGAGGCCAUGGAGAAGUUGCAAGAGGAAGCUAGAAUUCGUGAGGAAGAGGAAAAGGAAAGGCUGGAGAGUCAGAACAACAACAAGCCUCAAUCGGACCUAACCAAUAUAGCGAGGGAAAAUGUAGUUAGAGAGAUAGAGGAAGAUGAGAAUUAUGAUGAUUAA